CAGAAACUACCAAAUUACCCUUGGCCUGCUCCCUCAGUCUCCUGCUCCGUCGGAACGGACAGCCGCGGCCAUUCCCCAGCCCACCUCUUGCUGCACCCUCGCGCUGCUAGGGUUUGCUCGCAAUCCAGCCGCCUCCGCCAUGGCCAAGACGAAGCAAGGGAAGCGGGACGUCGACGCCUACACCAUCAAGGGCACCAACAAGGUGGUCCGAGUCGGGGACUGCGUGCUGAUGCGGCCGGCGGACACGGACAAGCCGCCGUACGUGGCGCGGGUGGAGCGGAUGGAGUCGGACGGGCGCGGCGGCGUCCGGGUGCGGGUGCGCUGGUACUACCGCCCCGAGGAGGCCAAGGGCGGCCGCCGCCCAUUCCACGGCGCCAAGGAGCUCUUCCUCUCCGACCACUUCGACACGCAGAGCGCGCACACCAUUGAGGGCAAGUGCAUCGUUCACUCCUUCAAGAGCUACACCAAGCUCGACAACGUCGGCCCGGAGGACUUCUACUGCCGAUUUGACUACAAGGCCAGCACCGGCGCAUUCACCCCCGACCGUGUCGCCGUGUAUUGCAAGUGUGAGAUGCCUUACAACCCGGAUGACCUCAUGGUGCAGUGCGAAGGAUGCAAGGACUGGUUCCAUCCGUCUUGUAUGGGAAUGACCAUUGAGCAAGCCAAAAAGAUAGAUCAUUACAUGUGCUCGGAUUGUGCUAAAGAAAAUGGUGCAAAGAGACCCUCAAAUUCAUAUCCAGUUUCACCCAACUCUGAUUCUAAGGGGAGAAAUCCUGGUGUGUAUGAUAACUGGAUGGAUUGCCAUGCACAAGUGAAUGGUUUUGCAAGCGACCUAUACCAGGGAUACAAAACUUGGGAGGAAGCAAACCGAACUUGGUUGCCGUACAAACGUUACCAAGAUCAGGCCGCAGAGAUCAAAGCAGCUAUAGCAGAAACCUGCAAAGCUCCAGAAAAGCCUCCCACUGUUAAUUGCAGCAAAGAUCUCAUCAUCAUAUUGCUGGUGGUAGUGGUUGCAGUCCAGAUGUGGCUUCUGUUUGCUAAGUAGUUCAAAUGAUGCAAAGGACCAUAUUCAUCAAUUAGGAGUGGUAGAAUGUGAACUGAAUUGUGGUAAUGUCGUAUGUGUCAUUAGCAUUGGCUUGUGGCAAUGUCAUUUGUAUCGUUCAACUAAGAAGGCAAUCCAUAUUUAAAUAGAAUUGAGAGCUGGCGGUAAGGUCAUCACUACAGGUGGUGGUGAGGCCAAAGGAAUCCUAAACCAGGUAACCAAACACGCAGAACCCAGGUGGUGGUGAGCUAGCAUUGUGCAAUCCGGCAGUAGAGCAGGCAACCAAACAAAAUACAAGUGCAGCCAGCCUAGACCAAUGCAGCCAACCAAAUAGGUCCCAUUUGCAUUGCAGUAGACAGGCCAGGUUAGCCUAGGCUUGAUGCGGGUACCCAGGCUAGGUUUGCCAAGGCAUACAAACACAUAUUUCAUGGUGUCAUAAAUGUUGCUCUCUUCUAUAAUUUGGUCAAAUUGAAGAAAAUUUGACUUAGAGCAACUCUAGAAGUUGAUUUAUUUUGGGGACGAAUAUUACCUUUUUAGCUAAUUGGAUUUUUAUGUUCGCAAGAUUUUUUAUGCUUUCUCAUCUAUGAUUGGCAAAGCAAGUCUUAAACCUUGAUUUCCAAUCU
This is a messenger RNA of Sorghum bicolor (sorghum), 1665 nucleotides long. RefSeq names its product chromatin remodeling protein EBS. Bases 140 to 1045 code for a protein of 301 amino acids. Gene Ontology annotation, molecular function: chromatin binding. NCBI's taxonomy places the organism in Eukaryota, Viridiplantae, Streptophyta, Magnoliopsida, Poales, Poaceae. The record is from RefSeq and is a predicted model, not a curated record. The transcript has 5 exons.